Molecule: messenger RNA, 1020 nt
Organism: Daldinia loculata
Lineage: Eukaryota; Fungi; Ascomycota; Sordariomycetes; Xylariales; Hypoxylaceae
Exons: 3
Biological process (GO): mitochondrial translational termination
Cellular component (GO): mitochondrial large ribosomal subunit
Molecular function (GO): translation release factor activity
Source: RefSeq, a predicted model, not a curated record
CUACCAACAACAACAUCGACUACCGAGAUAACUCGUAUAUAAGGAUUCCUCACUUGAUGGCUACACUACGAGCUAUAUCAGCCAAUUCCACCCUACCUCUCGUGUUCAGGACUUUCAACAAAGCACACUACCUUGUGCGCACUAUACAACACCAAGCAUAUGAUGCUGCAUUUGACCAAGAUGACCUCACCGAAGCUAGAAAGUGGUAUACUUCGUUCACCGAAAGUAACUUGCCAAAGGGUCAGACAAGCUACUCUAGGUCAAGCGGGCCUGGGGGGCAGCAUGUAAACAAGACUGAGAGCAAAGCCACAACAGUAUGGUCCAUCGAGGAGUUGUCUAAGGGCUUGCCAAAACUAGUUCGUUUGGCCUUGCGCUCUUCAAAGUACUAUUCAAAAAGGAACGACUCCAUCACAAUUCAAGCCCAGACCCAACGGAGCAGGUCUGCUAAUACUGAUGAUAAUCACCUGAAGCUGGUAGAAGAACUGCAGAAGAUUUACAGGGAACAAGUCCCAGGAACUACCAGUAGCGAAAAGAUUAAGAAGUACGAAGCCUUAGAGAAAUCAGCUCGCGAGAGCAGGCUCAGAUCGAAGAAGCAGCAAAGUUCUAAAAAGGCAUUUCGGAAAGGCAGGGGAGGUGAUGAGUAAACAUAUCACAUGCUCAUCUAGAAACGCCUUCACCCUGAGGGACUUUGACGAAUCGUCAACUUAACCACUGGGUACAUACACAACGGAGCACCCUAGGCGUUUGUUGUUAACUAGCGAGAGUUGUGUGUGCAGUUUAAAAUUGCUUACUGCCAAUCGCCAACUCCAAGAUGUAAGCGAACGUCUAUAAUCUGGGCACUUGUGGUGUCAUAAAAAUUGAAUAUUACAUGUUACAUGGUUCUGUUAAACAUCACGAUAUAGCGAUAUUUAUAGGGAAUAUCUAAUAGAGUAGGUAGGAAGUUCCUUUUGUCCCUUCCCCCACGGUAGCAAGCAACGCGCCUAUUUCUUUGCGGCUGACUAAAACGCCCAGAAUGAGGGG